Molecule: messenger RNA, 549 nt
Organism: Knipowitschia caucasica
Lineage: Eukaryota; Metazoa; Chordata; Actinopteri; Gobiiformes; Gobiidae
Source: the annotation of a GenBank genome assembly
AUGGAUAAGUACUCGGAGCUGGGGCUGGAGGCCAUCCAAGUUCAUGGAGGACCUGAACAUGAUCCACCCUCCUGCAGCAGGAGGACAGAGGAGCAAAGCCACCUCCUGAAGCGAGGAGGACAGCAGGAGCAGCUGGGGACUGUAACUCCCACAGACCUCCCAUCAGCUCCGUUAGAAGCCGGCGGGGGAGGCGCGCCGCGAAGCCUCCUCUGCUGUCACAGCCCCUGGGCACCUCCAGGAGCCACUCCGACACAGCUUAACGGGAGCACUGGGGGGCCCUUACGGAUAGUCGGGAGGCCCCUACAGGGUGGCAGGGGGCCCCUUACAGGGAGGCGGGGGGCCCCUACAGGAAGGCAGCAGGCCCCACAGAUGCUCUCCUCCCUCGUGUACAAACACAGGACCCAGGGACCUCAUGGAGUCAGAGCGGAGCCCCCCUCCCGUCCUCCCGGCCCCGGGGACCUCACCCUCCAUCCCUCCCCGCAGUACAAACACUCCCCCGCGGGCCCUGGGACCCUCAGGUGUGUGGCCCUCGGUGGGAGACUCCUCUGA